Molecule: messenger RNA, 261 nt
Organism: Penicillium mononematosum
Lineage: Eukaryota; Fungi; Ascomycota; Eurotiomycetes; Eurotiales; Aspergillaceae
Exons: 1
Coding region: 1-261 (86 amino acids)
Biological process (GO): mycotoxin biosynthetic process
Source: RefSeq, a predicted model, not a curated record
AUGGGACACGUGGAGCAUUGCAACUACCUGAGGCAUCGUAUUCAAUGCCAUGCAGAUCUAACUCCUAUGCUUUGGCAGAAGAAGGACAAUUCAUCCCAAGCCUUCCAGGACCAGGUGAUAUCGCUGGCCUUGGACAUGGAGACUACGUACGCGUGCCGGAAAUGGGAACCUAUUCAUGAAUGGGCCUCGAGCCGGCAGGUAAACUACGCGGAACGAGAGGACCUUGUACAGGGGGGAGGCAAGUUCAAGGUUUUGGAUUGA